This is a messenger RNA of Ornithorhynchus anatinus (platypus), 2154 nucleotides long. RefSeq names its product translocase of inner mitochondrial membrane domain containing 1 (gene TIMMDC1). The coding region runs from base 1 to 1125 and encodes 374 amino acids. The record is from RefSeq and is a predicted model, not a curated record. The transcript is spliced from 9 exons. Lineage: Eukaryota; Metazoa; Chordata; Mammalia; Monotremata; Ornithorhynchidae. Gene Ontology annotation, cellular component: mitochondrion.
AUGGCGGGGGAGGGUGGGUGCGCAUGCGCCCUGAGAAGGGAGGAGGGCGGGGGGGAGUGCGCAUGCGCUCUGAGAAGGGAGGAGGGCGGGGGGGAGUGCGCAUGCGCCGGUCCUUCAGGCAGCCGGGCGGCCUCUGCGGCGCCUCCGUCGAAGGAGGCGAGCGGGGACGUGGCGGCCGAGGGGACGGUCGGUCGGUCGGUCGGUCGGUCGGUCGGUCGGUCGGUCGGUGGUCGAUCGGUCGGUCCGCUCUCAGGUGAAGCGGCUCCGGAGACACGUGAGGUGAGGGAUGGCGACCCCCCGGAGGGUCUCCUGAAGCGGUGGUCCCGGGAGCGGCGCCCGCCCCUGCCCCGAGUGUCCGCCCAAGAAGACCCCGACCCGCCGCCUCCGCCUCCGCGCUGCAUCCGGCCCCCGAGCAUCCCCGACUCCGGCUGGGGCCGCCUCAGGGCCCUCUUCGACCGAGACGACACGGAGCCGGUGCCGGAGGAGCUGGAGAACGUCUGCAAAGCGGCGGCGGCGGGGGCGAUCGUCGGCUGGGCCUACGGCGGCCUGCCCGCCUUCUUCCAAGCCAAGCAGCGCUACAUCGAGCAGAGCCACGCGGAGAUCUACCACAGCCGGCUGGACGCGGUGCAAUCCGCCCACCGCGUGGCCCUGCGGGGCUUCCUCCGCUACGGCUGGCGUUGGAGCUGGAGGACCGCCGCCUUCGUCGCCAUCUUCAACUCGGUGAGCACCGCCCUGACCGUCUAUCGGGACAAGGACGCCCUGAGCCACUCCGUCGUGGCGGGAGGGGUGACGGGCAGCCUGUUCCGGAUGCGGCUGGGCCCGGCCGGCCUGGCGGGCGGCGGCGUGUUCGGGGCCCUGCUGGGCGCCCUGGCCGGAGGCCUGCUGAUGGCCGUGCAGAAGCUGUACGGGGAGACGGCGUGGGAGAGACGGCAGAGGGAACGGCGGGAACUGUACCAGCUCAAGGUGGAAGAAUGGAGGUCCCGGCUGCGGGUCACCCACACGCUCGCCGAGGAGAUGGAGACGGCCCUGCGGGAGAAGCGGUCGGAGGAGGACAUCCGGAAGAUCGAGGCGCUGCUGGAGCUCCCCAGGAACCCGCCCCCGGCGGGGGCGGCGGAAGAAACCUAGCCCCGUCGCGGGACCCGGUGGCCGGCCCGGGCCCGUGCGGGGGCGGGGACGGGACCGGCCGGCGGGUGGUGGCUCCGGGGCCGCCGGGGGCCCCGCGACAGGAGAGGGUUCAGCGGUAUCGAGCCCCCGUCGGUCAUUCGGUCGUAUUCAUCGGGCCGCUCAGCGGGUGCGGAGCACGGCGCCGAACGCUCGGGAGGUACGAUUCAGCGACGGAUCGAGACGGCCCCCGACCUCCCGGGGCUCGAGGCCUGGAAGGGAGGAGUCUGGAAGGGCGGGCCUACGGUGCACCGAGCCCCGUGAGAGACGCCGAAGUAGAUCCGGGUCUGUCGGGUCGGACGUAGUCCUUACCCCACGUGGGGAGCGCGGUCCGAGGCGGCGCCCGGUGGGUUUGAUCCCCCGUGCGCAGAUGAGGGGGCCGAGGCGCAGGCAAGUGUCUCGCCUAAGGACACGCAGCAGGAAGUCGGCAGAGGCGGGAUUAAAACGCGGCUCCUCCGACGCCCGGGCCCGGGCUCCCUCCGCCGGGCCACGCCGCUUCUCUUUUGUCUCAUUCUCGGUGAGAAGCCUGGGCCCCGGCCAGAGAGGAAAUCGAACUCCUCUCCGCUCCUCCGUGUCCGCCUUCCCCCGCCGAGCCUCUUCCCUUUACUUCCCGGCGACCCCGCUCCCCGCCGUCCUGCCGACGGAGCGGGCGGGGUAUCCCGCGGGGAAGCCGGACUCGCCCGCGCCCUGCCCGGACCGCGCGGGAGCGGGGCGGUGGCUCGCUUUCGGGUUUUCCCCAGUUUCUCUCGGGUCCCGUCCUCCCGUCCGUCGGGUUUUUUCUCCCUCGCUUUCCCCAAGUCAGAGCGAAACCCCGGAUGGUUCCCCCGGCCCCCUCCCGGGUCGAGCGUUCUCUCACGGAGGUCUCCCCCGGCCUGCCGGCGACCAGCGGAUCCAGCCCGAUGGGGCCCCGGGCGGAGACGGGGAAGGCUGGGUGAUUUUUGGAUGUUAGAAAUAUUUUCGGCGGGGGUUUCCCCUCCUUCCUCUGCGGUGAAA